AUGUCUCCUCAGAGUCGCAAAAAGAUGACUUAUGGCGAGUUCUUAAUCCGCUUGGGAAACUCCGGUCUCAAGGUUUCCCGUAUUAUCCUUGGGUUGAUGAGCUACGGAACUAAAGAAUGGGCCGACUGGGUGCUGGAAGAGAAAGAAGGAAUCGAGCACAUCAAAGCAGCCUACGAGGCAGGGAUCCAAACCUUUGACACGGCCAACAUGUACUCCAACGGCGAAUCUGAACGCAUACUCGGCAAUGCAAUCAAGCAACUGGGCCUACCCCGGGAUGAAAUUGUUGUUAUGACCAAGCUAUGUGGGAUAGUCGGACGCACACCGGCCGAAGUAUACUGGGCUGAUACAUCAAAAGGUGAUGCCAAUGGAUACGUAAACCAGUAUGGGCUCAGCCGCAAACAUAUAUUCGAGUCUGUCAAAAAGUCUCUCGAGAGGCUUCAGCUUGAUUAUAUCGAUGUUCUUCAGUGCCAUCGUUUUGAUUACAACACGCCCAUUGAAGAGACUAUGCGGGCCUUACAUGAUGUGGUCCAGGCCGGAUAUGCGCGAUAUAUUGGCAUGUCGAGUUGUCACGCCUACCAGUUCCACGCGAUGCAAAAUUAUGCCAUCGCUAACAAGUUGACGCCGUUCAUUUCGGUGCAGAAUCAUUAUAACUUGAUCUACAGAGAAGAAGAGAGAGAUGGUACCAACAAUAAAGAUGUUUGGGGUUGGGAUGAUACCUUGGUCACCACUUGCAGCUUUUCCGAAUCAUCCCUUAGAUUCGACACAGAUCCAUUCGCCAAGCUAAUGGGUAGAGUAAGGGACUCUAACAAAGAGAUCGUUUCUCGGGCAGAAAAAAUAGCUAAAUCUCGUGGUAUUAGCAUGGCACAAGUAUCUAUUGCUUGGAACCUGUCCAAGGAUUACACAACUGCUCCAAUCAUUGGUAUAACCAACUUGAAGAAUUUACAUGACACUAUUGAUGCUAUCGACGUCAAGCUCACUGAGGAAGAGAUUAGACAACUUGAGGAGCCAUACGUUCCUCGUGCGAUUAUUGGACAUGCUUGA
Messenger RNA from Rhizoctonia solani, 1041 nucleotides. Its product is annotated as aldo/keto reductase family protein. The coding region runs from base 1 to 1041 and encodes 346 amino acids. The record is from RefSeq and is a predicted model, not a curated record. Lineage: Eukaryota; Fungi; Basidiomycota; Agaricomycetes; Cantharellales; Ceratobasidiaceae. The transcript has 9 exons.